AUGUCUUCCUCGCACAUCGCCCGCAUCUUCAUCAGAUACCCCGUCGAUACCUUGGCCAUUGCUCGGUACAUCAACCCAAUCCUCAUCGCCGUCAUCAUUCUCAACGAGCAAUUUCGAGUCCGCGCUAAAGAGCGGCAAGCCAGUCCUUCUAUGCAGUCCGCGGGUCAAACGCAUCCUGCGAGGUGUGACGGGCUCGCCAGUUCUUCCCCGAUAGCUGCGGUCGACCCGAGUUCCUCGGUCCACGACGUUCGGCUUGUCGUCGUCCGCUAUGUCCUCCAGAUCCUUUGCACAGGCCUCUAG
This is a messenger RNA of Punctularia strigosozonata HHB-11173 SS5, 300 nucleotides long. RefSeq lists its product as uncharacterized. The transcript has a single exon. The record is from RefSeq and is a predicted model, not a curated record. Bases 1 to 300 code for a protein of 99 amino acids. NCBI's taxonomy places the organism in Eukaryota, Fungi, Basidiomycota, Agaricomycetes, Corticiales, Punctulariaceae.